This is a messenger RNA of Hypoxylon fragiforme, 740 nucleotides long. RefSeq lists its product as uncharacterized. Bases 129 to 509 code for a protein of 126 amino acids. The record is from RefSeq and is a predicted model, not a curated record. Lineage: Eukaryota; Fungi; Ascomycota; Sordariomycetes; Xylariales; Hypoxylaceae. The transcript has a single exon.
GGCUGAAAGGAUGAAAGGAGUACAAGCCACCACCUACAUAUCGUACUACGUGACUUUUUAUGUAUCUACCUAGGUUAGGUACUACAUAGGGUAGAGAGCAUCAGACUUCAGUUGACAGAUAAGACAACAUGUAUUUCACUUCACUGCUCUUAUAUCGCCUAAUACUCCUGUUGAUCGUGGGGAUUUAUUUACACUCUAUAAAGAGUAGUAUGAAGUAUCAUCAUAAACAAGUGAAUGCAUCCAUCUGUCGUCGGAAAUGUCUAGCAUUAGUUCUCUCUCUUUUUGUAACAAGCAGAGCCUUUGCUCGAUCCUUUGUGAAUGCCCUGUCGUUGCCAGUCCCCAAUAAUCUUGAGAGACUACUACACAAAUCGGAUCAAUGUCCAUCCCUCCCUAACGCCGCCAAUGAUGAAGCAUCUAUCCAUAAUCUCGCAGGUCUUCGUUACAAAUCACUCAUACCACCCCUGAUGACUUUGUCAGCACUGCGCACAUAUACAGAACAAGCAGUGUAACUGCUAGUUCUAGUGGUAAGCACACAAAUGCUAUAGCCAUCACCAACAGAGACCAGCGAAAUCGGGUAAUAGUGGCGUCUAGGGCCGCAUUGCGGGAAGACCUGUGCUCAAACUCGUUCCGAGGUGCUUGCUCUCUCCCCGAGCUAGAGUCUCCAUCAUAGUAGGAGCCAUCUUCAGCAUCAUCUUCAUCAUCAGACUUGGAUUGUCAACCGAAGUGGAAUCCGCCUGGGA